Molecule: messenger RNA, 1373 nt
Organism: Umbelopsis ramanniana AG
Lineage: Eukaryota; Fungi; Mucoromycota; Umbelopsidomycetes; Umbelopsidales; Umbelopsidaceae
Exons: 9
Coding region: 31-1305 (424 amino acids)
Biological process (GO): ribosome biogenesis
Cellular component (GO): preribosome, large subunit precursor
Molecular function (GO): protein binding
Source: RefSeq, a predicted model, not a curated record
GGCAAACUUUGACGCACAGAUUCAGACAUAAUGGCAGAAACAACUGAAUCAGAGCAAGUACAGGUUCGAUUCACUACACAGCAGCAGCAAUAUGCUAUUACGGAAUCAGCUAUCUUUGUUCCAGCAAAUUUCAAACGUUAUGGACUAUCUGGCAUCGUAAAUCACUUGCUCGGCAACGAUAAACCGAUUCCGUUUGAUUUCCUCAUCAAUGGAGAACUCUUGCGUACAAGCUUGUCCCAAUACCUGGUGGCGAAUAAUGUUUCAUCUGAAAACGUAAUCAGUAUUGAGUAUGUCGAGUCUAUGCUGCCGCCAACUCCUGUUUCUGCUUUCCAACAUGACGACUGGAUCAGCUCUGUUAAAGGACAGCAGUCAUCACAAUUGUUUUUGACUGGUUCAUACGAUAGCAUGGUCAGACUGUGGAAUAUGUCUGGAGAAUGUGUAGCUACUUUGGAAGGGCAUGCGGAUGCCGUCAAGAGUGUUGCAUUUGGAGCCGCCACAGACAAUGAGGUUGUGGUAUAUUCCACUUCUUUAGAUCAGACUGUAAUAGCAUGGGAGUACUCUCUUGUAGACUCUUCAUACCGAGUCUUGUAUCAAUGCAAAGGUCACAAGGGCUCAGUAGAGGCAGUUGCAGUAGAUCAAACCAAAAAGAAGUUUGCUACUGCUUCAGCAGACGCUACUGUCAAAGUUUGGGGUGUCAAAGACCCCAGUGAAGAACAGUCUAUUGAAUUCCUCGAUAUAAAGAACAAGAAGAGAAGAAAGACUGACAGCACAGAGAGUCACAAAGUCAAGUCUUUCUGUCAAACUUUGAAUGGACACGUUGGUCCUGUUACCAGCGUUAUUUUCGAUAACAAAGAUUCCAACAUUGUGUAUACAGGAGGAUGGGAUCAUUCUAUAAGAUCCUGGGAUGUUGAACAGCAAGUCAAUGUGACAACUAAGAACUGUGAAAAAGUUGUAUUGGAUGUUGCUCAAUCUAACCAGUCUAAAAUGGUUGCAACUGGCCAUGGAGACAAAAUAAUCAGAAUUUGGGAUCCACGAGCUGAUGAUGCUAUUGCCGUUAGUAUGUCGUUGACAGGUCACACCAACUGGGUAUCUUCAGUGUCUUGGUCUCCCAAUUCGGAAUACACUCUAUGCUCAGGUUCUUACGACUCAACAGUCCGAGUGUGGGAUAUUCGCAGCAAAGGAUCACUUUUCACAAUCCAGGAAGAGGACAAGAAGGACAAGAUCUACAGUGUCCACUGGGAUGGAGAUAAAAUCUUAAGCGGAGGAGAGGACAAAAAGCUUAACAUUCAUCAAGCAAAAAUAUGAUACAAGUGUUGAUUUUUUAGAGAUCAAUUACAUGAAAGAAUAUCCAAGUGUAUAGAAUUAAACGAAAA